Molecule: messenger RNA, 2677 nt
Organism: Cladocopium goreaui
Lineage: Eukaryota; Dinophyceae; Suessiales; Symbiodiniaceae
Source: the annotation of a GenBank genome assembly
UGUCAUGUGAUGAUGUCUUCACGCCACGGUUGUACUUUUGAGGACACCCUAGCUUCAGAACUUCGUGAUUUACACAGCAGAUUGCUGCAGCAAUAUCGGCAAGAUCUGGAAGAUGGUGCUCAUCGAGAAUUUCAAGUGUCAACAGAUUCAUUCGAUCCCAAUUCAGUCUUCGGUCCAAAGCUUGAUCGUUCUUCAAAACAAGGAAGACUUUGUGGUGACAAGUCAGAAAAAUCAAAGCCGCUGGAGCCGCUGGAGCAAUCGGAACAUUUUGUGGAGACUGCAAAGUCAUCAGCAGGUUCUUCAGACUUUGAAUGCACGGAUGAAUUUGGUAUGUUGAAGUCUGCAGACCAGGCUGAAACGAUACUUCAAAAGUGGGGUUUGCUUGGGCUGCAUCUCAUGGAGGUGCAAGCAUACCCGCGCAGACGAGAAUCGCCAUCAAUGAUGAAGGAUGAAUGCAAGCAUGAACUGAAGAUGCAUACUGCGUGGACCCAAUCUUUGCGAGAGUCCUCUCGAUUCAUGCGCAGCAGGACUCUGGUCCGCGGAGUUUCAAAGGCCUCGCGAAUCAAUGAGAAAGUCUUGGACCAUACAUCCUGUUUGCAGCCCCUGAUUUUGGGACCUCAGAAUCCCAAGAGGCUAUUUUGGACGUUUUUUGGUUUCCUCUUCAUCCUCUGGGAUUUGGUGACAAUACCAAUGCAGCUUUUCGACAUACCAGGCUUUUCAGGUUUCCUGGACCUGUUUGCAGAGAUCACCUUCUACUACUGGGUUUGCGACAUUUUUUUAAAUUUUAUUUUCUCUUUCGAGCGCCAAGGCCAGCUUGAAAUGAGACCAAGAGCAAUUGCCAUGCAUUAUUUGCGCUCCUGGUUUCCUCUGGAUUGCCUCGUGAUUGGCAUUGACAUUGCUUUGCGCGUGGUGGAAGCUGUUGUUAAGGAUAGAGGAACAUCUGGCGGCUUGCAGUCCGUGCGAUUGUUGCGAGCCUUGCGGCUCCUUCGAUUGAUGCGUCUGUUACGCGUGGGGAAACUCAAGCAGGCUUUUGCGAUCAUAGCAAGCCGCUUCACAUCGCUUUACUUCCUAAUGAUUAUGAAGGUCCUUUCCGGACUUGGAAUGAUUCUUGUGGUGAAUCACUACAUUGCCUGCUUCUGGUAUGGUUUGGGUUUGGUCUACCACGAGAACAGUUGGCUCCAGCAAGCGAAUGUAGCAGAGGGAAGCUUCUCCGAGGGCUACAUCUCGGCGCUGCAUUGGAGUUUGACGCAGUUUACACCUGCCACCAACAACAUCUCGCCUGAAAAUGUACCAGAGAGGCUCUAUGCCGUCUUUGUGAUCCUCCUGGCUCUUGGGGUUUUCUCAUCAUUCAUCAGCUCUAUCACCAGUGCUGUUAAUACACUUCGUGCUGUUCGCAUGGAGCAAAUGGUGCAGGAGUCAAAGAUUCGUCAGUUCUUCAACGAACGUCAACUGUCAGCCGAGCUGUUCAACAAAAUCCAGGAGGUUUGCCGAAAGAGGCGGCUCUUUGAGAUUCGGCUUCAGGAGAAUGAGGUGCGUUUUUUGGCAGAGAUUCCGGAUUCCGUCAAGGCUCGUUUGCACGAGGAGAUCUUCUUGCCAUGGCUCUUGACAGCAGAUUUUUUGCCAGCUUGGUGCCUCAACACUGAUCAUCGCUUUCUCCGAAAGGUUUGCCAUUUGGCCAUGAGAGAAUGCUAUGCGGUGUCCACCCAGGAUGUUUUCAACAAUGGACUUGAGAGCACUUACGUGAUCAUUGUCCAGCAUGGUAGCAUGGGUUACUAUGUAAAGGCACAGGACUCCACUGAAUUCGACGUCAAGGAGCGAUGGACUGUUAAAGAAGGCACCUUUCUGUGUGUUCCCACACUCUUCGCAUCCUGGUAUUACCGUGGUAAGCUGAAUGCAGACCGGGGUUCUUGCUACUACGUUUCUAUCGAGAGUAGCAGUUUCUGCGGACUGGCACAACAACACGCUGGAGCUUUGUAUCAGUACAUGCGGAUCUAUGGCAUGCUGUUGAUCAACGUCAUCGAGGCGCGAGAUUUGGAUCGUCAAGAGGUUUCAGACCUGGAUCUGCCCAGAUGGGUACUAGAUGAUAUCCGCGAUCGGACACAAAGAUUCUUGAUGAGAUGGGCAGUCUACCUGCAAAAUCUCAACAAUUGCGGACUCCACUCCAAGAGACAAACGCUUUCCAUAGGCGGCAGCGAAAGGCGCUGGAAUAUUAUUCUAAUAUGCUCAGAUCCAGUGCGCCGUCCUGAUUUGCUGAUGCGCUGAACUCAACAUCAAAUUCUGCCAUUCGGCAAUCCAAUUUGAUCCUGAACAACAACGUCGAAGGGAAAGCAGGAUUCUAUGGAUCCGCUUCCUGGAAUAGCGAAAUGUCCAAAAAUUGAGUGAUGACAUCGCAUUGGAAACCAAUGCUGAUGUUGUUUAUCCCAUCAUUUCACAGCAUGUUAUGGCACCUUUGGCCAAUCAUAUGCCUUGAGAAUCUAUUGCUGGAGGCUGCUCCGAAGAUUCAUUGGGAGGAUUUUGCUCAGUGGGCUUUCAGUGAACUCUGGGAUGGAGUGGCUCCUUGAGGCGUUUCUUGUGGGUAGCUUACCGAAGUUCUCGGAUCAUUUCUGUUACCCGGCAAACUGCAGACUCAAAAAGCUCAACUAGAGAUGUCGCGCACCUCAAGUCAAGGAAGCCUAUC